UUGCUUAUUUUGGUUUUUGUAAAUUGGGAAAGGGAAAAUUUUUAACGUCCACCAUUACAGGACAGCCCAUGCUAUAUAUAGUUCUCUUAACUCAUAACCUGUCAACACCCUCCGACCAACGUCGUCUCCGGAUUCACAAUCCAACAUUUUCUCCUGUUUUUCCCCUCAAAAUUUAAAAAUAAAAAAAAAAUAAAAAAAAAUCCCACCAACACAUUCCCUUGAUUCCCUCUCUCUUUUUCCCUCUUGCUGCAAAUACACUUCUGAAUCCCCACGAUUCUUCCAUCUUUUCAGGGAUAUUCAGCCCAAUUUCUUUUGCUGUUUCUUCCAAUGGAUCAUCAUCAGGUAGCAAGUACAUGGUGGGUUUGUUGUUGUUGGGUUUGAAGGUGAUUCAAGAUCGGAUUUGUGCGUGAGAUUUUGUUUUUCUCAAUCUGUUUGGAAAAAGGAGAAAAAGGAAAUUUUUGUUUUGGGUGUGUGUUGUAUUUUUUGGAGGUGGUUAUGGAACAGAAGCACAUUUUUCUAUCUGCUUUGGGUGUUGGUGUUGGAGUUGGGGUUGGCCUUGGAUUGAGCUCUGGACAAGCUGUUGGGAAAUGGGUUGGAGGGAAUGGCUCUUCUGAUGAAAUUACAGGACAAAAGAUUGAACAGGAGCUGAUCAGGCAGCUGCUUGAUGGCAAAAACAGCAAUGUAACUUUUGCUGAGUUUCCUUAUUAUCUAAGCGAAAGGACUCGAGUCCUUUUGAUGAGUGCUGCAUAUGUUCAUUUGAAGCACUGUGACAUCUCCAAGCACACCAGGAAUCUUUCGCCAGCAAGUCGGGCUAUUUUGCUUUCAGGACCAACAGAACUUUACCAGCAGAUGCUUGCCAAGGCACUGGCGCAUCACUUUGAGUCAAAGUUGCUGUUGUUAGACGUCUCUGACUUUUCUUUAAAGAUGCAGAGCAAAUAUGGUUGUCCCAAGAAAGAAUCUUCAUUCAGGAGGUCGAUCUCUGAGGUGACAUUGGAGCGAAUGUCUAGCGUUUGGGGUUCCUUUUCAAUUCUUCCUACAAGUGGAAAUACUAGGGGAAACCUCAGAAGGCAAAGCAGUACCACCGACAUUCAAUCGAGAUGCACGGAUAGCUCGUCUAAUCUUCCAAAGCUUCGGAGAAAUGCUUCUGCUGCUUCUGAUAUUAGUAGUAUCUCAUCAAACUAUGGUUCAACAAACUCAGCUUCCGCCAAGCGCACAAAUACUUGGUGCUUUGAUGAGAAACUUUUUCUUCAGUCACUUUAUAAGGUCCUGGUGUCGGUAUCAGAAACUAGUUCCAUAAUUUUGUAUCUGAGAGAUGUUGAGAGACUUCUUCUUAAGUCACAGAGGAUGUACAAUCUGUUCCAUAGAUUUCUGAACAAGCUCUCAGGAUCAGUUUUAGUUCUUGGUUCUCGAAUGGUAGAUGUGGAAAAUGAUUGUGGCGAUGUUGACGACAGACUGACCAAUUUAUUCCGGUAUAGUGUUGAAAUUCGACCCCCUGAAGAUGAGAACCAUCUUGUGAGCUGGAAAGCUCAAUUGGAAGAGGACAUGAAGAUGAUUCAGUUCCAAGAUAAUAAAAACCACAUCGCCGAAGUACUUGCUGCAAAUGAUCUUGAAUGUGAUGAUCUUGGUUCAAUUUGCCAUGCAGACACUAUGGUUCUCAGUAAUUAUAUUGAAGAAAUUGUUGUGUCGGCGAUAUCUUAUCAUUUGAUGAACAACCGGGAUCCAGAAUACCGAAAUGGAAAACUUCUGAUAUCUUCCAAGAGUUUAUCCCAUGGAUUGAGUAUAUUCCAGGAAGGCAAUAGUGAAGGAAAAGACACUCUAAAGCUUGAGACAAAUGCAGAAUCAUCAAAGGAAGCCCAAAGAGACGAAGCCGUUGGGGCAAAGACUGAAUCUAAAUCUGAAAAUCCAGCUGCAGAGGCAGAGAAAUCUGUUCCCAUAGUGAAAAAAGAUGUUGAAAAUGUGCCUCCACAAAAAGCACCUGAAAUUCCUCCCGACAACGAAUUUGAAAAGCGUAUAAGACCUGAAGUUAUCCCUGCAAAUGAAAUUGGGGUCACAUUUGCAGAUAUUGGUGCUAUGGAUGAAAUCAAAGAGUCCUUACAGGAGUUAGUCAUGCUUCCUCUUCGACGACCAGACCUCUUUAAGGGUGGACUUCUUAAACCUUGUAGAGGCAUCCUGCUUUUCGGCCCUCCUGGAACGGGUAAAACAAUGUUGGCAAAGGCCAUUGCUAACGAAGCUGGAGCAAGUUUCAUCAAUGUUUCAAUGUCCACAAUCACUUCUAAAUGGUUUGGAGAAGAUGAAAAGAAUGUCCGUGCAUUGUUUACGCUCGCAGCAAAAGUCUCACCUACAAUUAUUUUUGUCGAUGAAGUCGAUAGCAUGCUCGGCCAAAGGACUAGAGUGGGAGAGCACGAGGCCAUGCGAAAGAUUAAAAAUGAAUUCAUGUCACAUUGGGAUGGACUCCUGACUAGGAAUGAUGAGCGAAUACUAGUUCUUGCUGCGACCAACAGGCCAUUUGACCUUGACGAAGCAAUCAUUCGGCGAUUUGAACGUCGAAUUAUGGUUGGUCUUCCUUCAGUGGAGAGCAGGGAAUUGAUAUUAAGAACUCUUCUAUCAAAGGAGAAGGCUGAAGAUCUUGAUUUCAAGGAGCUUGCAACUAUGACAGAAGGAUACAGUGGAAGUGAUCUCAAGAACUUGUGUGUGACUGCAGCUUAUCGGCCUGUUCGGGAGCUCUUGCAACAAGAGAGAUUGAAAGAUUUGGAAAAGAAGCAGAGAGAGAGAAAGGAGAAGGAGAAGGAGGAGGAGAUGGAAAAGGAGAAGCAGAAGGAGGAGAAGGAGACUGAGACCAAGAAUGAGACCGGGAACGAGAAUGAGAAGAAGGAGAAGGAAAAUAAUUCGGAAGAAGUUACUGGUACAAAAGAGACGGAACAAGAUAAACAAGCGAUCAUUCUGAGGCAUCUAAAUAUGGAUGAUAUGAGGCAGGCCAAAAAUCAGGUUGCUGCAAGUUUUGCUUCGGAGGGAUCAGUUAUGAAUGAGUUGAAGCAAUGGAAUGAUUUGUAUGGAGAGGGAGGUUCAAGAAAAAAGCAACAACUUACAUACUUCUUAUAGUAGAACCAAGCAUCCUAUCUAAAAACGUAAAAGCAAGCAGAUGUGAACUUCGGUGGAAAAAAUGAAAUGCCUUUCAGGUGCAAAAUCAAGAGAUUUGGGAAACUCUUCUAGCAUUAAAGAUCUAUUCUAGCAAUGAGUCAACCCAUGUGGGACAAGUUCAUCACCUAUUAUGCAGUAACGUUCCAAUGGUAUCUGUCAUUUGUUUCGAGUCAUAAUGGUUAAGGAAAGGGUAAUGAAUGAACUCUUAGGCACCGUUCAAACCGUUUGCCUCGUAUCAUUGAAAGAUUUUAGUUGCGAUGUUUUCAAGUACCCGGCACUAGGAGAUGUAUUAUGAAAAUGUGGAGCAGAUAGAUUUGUUUGAUAUAUUUCGGACCAUGGGAAACAUACCAUAGGAUUUGUACAUCAUUUAUCUGUAAUUUUUAUGCAUUCAAACUAUAAAGGUUGUAGAGUUUGUAUCAUAAAUUACUUGAGCUUUCCUUUA
Messenger RNA from Cucumis melo (muskmelon), 3580 nucleotides. RefSeq lists its product as uncharacterized. Bases 496 to 3099 code for a protein of 867 amino acids. Gene Ontology annotation, molecular function: ATP binding; ATP hydrolysis activity. Lineage: Eukaryota; Viridiplantae; Streptophyta; Magnoliopsida; Cucurbitales; Cucurbitaceae. Gene Ontology annotation, cellular component: mitochondrial outer membrane. The transcript is spliced from 16 exons. The record is from RefSeq and is a predicted model, not a curated record.